AUGUUUUUUCAGAAAUGCGCAAUAUUAGGGAACCAUUUGAAGCAAAAAUGCAAGCAUAAAGAAAUUGCUGAGCUUUGUUUCAAAAAAUAUGAAAUACAUGGCAUUUCAAAACGCCUUUUAAAGACCUCAAAGAGAGACACGAGCUCAGACUCCCCGUAUAUUGAGUCAAUCCCAAUCGUGUGCGCAUUUGGUAUAGAUAUAUCAGAAUUGGAGAAGCUAGUAGGAAAUGAUUUAGUAGAUGAGAUAUCCUCAUAUAAAAGUCGAAUACCAUCUGUUUGGACAAAAGGUUUAAAAAAAUACUUUGAAAAUGCACUAGAUAAAGUAGAAAAAAAUUUCAAGUUAGCAAUACAAGAAGAAAUAGAGGGAAGUGAAGAAAACAAAAACAAAUUUAGAUUAUAUUGUAAAAAAGUAUUAAUGGAAUUGUAG
Molecule: messenger RNA, 426 nt
Organism: Racocetra persica
Lineage: Eukaryota; Fungi; Glomeromycota; Glomeromycetes; Diversisporales; Gigasporaceae
Source: the annotation of a GenBank genome assembly